UUCUUAUUCAACUUCUGUAUGAAUUUGAGUAAGAAACUACUUUAAUAUUGUAGAGAUAAUAUGGAAACAUGAUAAUAAAAGGUUAGGAAACGUUUUGACCAAGAAAAAAAAGAGAUGUCAUCAUCUUUCCUUGAACAACUAUAAGUUUCCUCUCUCACCCACCAGUUUCGACAUCAUUUGCUUCAUUCGCAUCAAUACUGAGACAUGGAUACUCACAAGAGAGGACACAGCGACACUGUCUCAUCAUCCAACUCUAACGUUGGAUUUAAGAGGCCUAAGCAAGGAGUUAAACUACCGAUAGUAGAUCAUGAAAGAGGCCCAAACUUGAAGAAUGUGGAGAUUGAUGGAAACUACGAUCAGAUCAAUGAAGCGAAUGGGAGGAUGAGAGAGCUUAUAAGGAGGUUUGGAUCAGAUCCUGCUAAUUCUGCUCCCAGGAGCUCUUACAAAUCGGAGCUCUGUGAGAAAUUUGCUGCUGGGGAGUGUAAUUAUGGGGAUAGAUGCCAUUUUGCACAUGGUGUAGCUGAGCUGCGGGAUUGAUUAGUAGUUUGGUAUCUGCCAUGGGAGUGACCUCAAUGGUUUGAUGUUGUUUACCUUUUACUUCUUUUCUUCUAUUAAGUAACUGUUUGGAUUUUGCUUUGGUGUGGUCUGACUACAAACUUAACAUUGGUUGUGUCUUUCUGAAUUAUUGUUUUGAAUUAUAUCGUGCAUUUAACUAAAAUUUGAAACUUAAAAGCAAAGAUUGAUUGGAUGUUUGCUGAGCACUGAUGUGAACAUCAUCUCUCAGUUUGUUGAACACAUCAUGGGAACAUUGAAGAAGGUGCAACACAAACUUUUUUUUUUGUCAAACACAAACUUGAUUUAACUAGAAAUUUUUUAUAUUUAUAUAAGUUUUGAGUGAGAUUAUUAUGUAGUACAUCAAAUCAGCUUUACUUUUGGAGCAAUAAGAUCAUGAACAUCUUAAAAUGGGCUCAUUGAGAACAAAAGAUUUAAGCAUCUAGACUAGUUUUUAUUAUAAGUAAUCUAAAAUGGCUAUGUUAAUUAGUGAUUUAGACUACUAAACCACCAUAAUAUAACAUUUACGCAUUAAAUCACCAAAAUCAGACAUUUUUAACAUAAAUUAAUAGUAAACUACAAAAUUAAAUUAAAUAAAGAGAAUAU
Molecule: messenger RNA, 1158 nt
Organism: Brassica napus (rape)
Lineage: Eukaryota; Viridiplantae; Streptophyta; Magnoliopsida; Brassicales; Brassicaceae
Product: zinc finger CCCH domain-containing protein 52
Exons: 2
Coding region: 205-537 (110 amino acids)
Molecular function (GO): metal ion binding; mRNA binding
Source: RefSeq, a predicted model, not a curated record